This is a messenger RNA of Nicotiana attenuata, 3528 nucleotides long. RefSeq names its product pentatricopeptide repeat-containing protein At5g16860. Lineage: Eukaryota; Viridiplantae; Streptophyta; Magnoliopsida; Solanales; Solanaceae. The coding region runs from base 1 to 2634 and encodes 877 amino acids. Gene Ontology annotation, molecular function: protein binding; zinc ion binding; RNA binding. The record is from RefSeq and is a predicted model, not a curated record. The transcript is spliced from 2 exons. Gene Ontology annotation, biological process: RNA modification.
AUGGGAAUCCCUGCUGGAUCCGCCGGUGGUGCAACUGGGUGGAAGCCGCUGGUUUUUAAGUUUCCGUUUAUCAAUUUUGAAGUAGAAGAGCAGUUAAGGAGUAUGCUUGUUCCCUCGUCGUUGCCUCCAAAACUUUCAGAGACAACCCUACUUCACUUUCCCUUCAAAACCACCUCCUUCUUUGCUUUCUUCUCUUCAUCAACAUCACUCCUCACGGCAUCAGUUCCUUCCUCUUUCGCUCACCUUCUCAAACAAUGCAAGUCUUGUAUCAAAGCCAAACUCGUUGUUACGGGCGCCUUUUCACCUUCAGCAGACCCUACAACAUGGUCAUCCCAGGUAGUGUUCUGGUGGAACAACCUUAUCAAACGCAGCGUUAUUCUCGGACAUCACGUAACUGCCCUUGCCCUCUUCCGGGAAAUGUUAAGACUUAAUUGGAACCCUGAUGGUUAUACAUACCCGUAUGUUCUCAAAGGAUGCGGCGAGCUUCAGUCCCUCCUUUUCGGUGAAUCUGUACAUGCCGUUAUUUUAACAUCUGGGUUAGACUCCAAUGUGUUUGUAUGCAAUGGUCUAAUUGCUAUGUAUGGGAAAUGUGGGAUGUUGGGUCAUGCACGCCAGGAGUUUGAUGAAACGGUUGUGAGAGGAAUUGCUGAUGUUAUUUCGUGGAAUUCGAUGGCGGCAGCUUAUGUACAGAAGGAUGAGGAUAGGAAAGUUUUGGACUUGUUUGAUUCGAUGGUUUCGUCAAAUAAUUUUGAGCUGCGUCCUGACGCUGUUAGUUUAGUUAAUGUGCUUCCAGCUUCGGCCUCUUUGGGGGCGUGGAAACGAGGAAAACAACUUCAUGGUUAUGCGAUUCGGAGAUGUUUGUAUGAGGAUGUUUUUGUAGGGAAUGCAAUUGUGGAUAUGUACGCGAAGUGCAAGCGCUUGGAUGAUGCUAACAAGGUUUUCGAGCGAAUGGAGGUGAAAGAUGUUGUUUCUUGGAAUGCAUUGGUAACUGCGUACUCUCAGAUAGGACAAUUUGAUGAGGCUUUGGGGUUGUUUAAGAGAAUGAGGGAGGAAAAGAUUGAAUUGAAUGUUGUAACGUGGAGUGCUGUGAUUGCAGGGUAUGCACAGAGGGAUUUAGGCUAUGAAGCUCUCGAUGUAUUUAAGGAGAUGAUGCUUUCUGCGGCAGAACCAAAUGUUAUCACUCUUGUUUCUGUGCUUUCAGGUUGUGCUGCUAUCGGAGCACUGCUUCAAGGGAAGGAAACUCAUUGCUAUGCCAUUAAGAGAAUGUUGAGUUUGGAAGGAAGGAAUCCUGAGGAGGAUCUCAUGGUGAUUAAUGCUCUGAUUGACAUGUAUGCAAAGUGCAAGGAGAUGAAAAUUGCUCAGACCAUGUUUGAUAGUAUUGACAGGAGAGAUAGGAAUGUUGUUACGUGGACAGUCAUGAUUGGUGGAUAUGCUCAACAUGGGGAUGCUAAUGAUGCUUUAGAACUUUUUUCAGCCAUGCUGAAGUAUGAGUAUUUUGUAAUCCCAAAUGCAUAUACCAUAUCUUGUGCUCUGGUAGCUUGCGCUCGUCUGUCUAGUCUUAAGAUUGGUAGGCAAAUUCAUGCAUAUGUGUUACGACAAGGAUAUGAACCUACAAUGGUUUUUGUGGCUAACUGUCUUAUUGACAUGUAUGCCAAAUCUGGAGAUGCUGAUGCAGCUCGAGUUGUGUUUGAUAACAUGAGCCAGAGGAAUACGGUCUCAUGGACAUCCUUGAUGACAGGCUAUGGGAUGCAUGGUCGUGGAGCGGAGGCUCUCCAAAUUUUUGACGAGAUGAGAGGAGCAGGUUUUCCAAUAGAUGGUGUAACUUUUCUUGUUGUGCUAUAUGCUUGUAGCCACUCUGGAAUGGUUGACCAAGGUAUGAAUUAUUUCAACAACAUGAAUGGAGAUUUUGGAGUUGUUCCUGGGGCUGAACACUAUGCCUGCAUGGUAGACCUGUUGGGUCGUGCUGGUCGAUUGGAUGAAGCUAUGAAGCUCAUUGAAGACAUGCCUAUGGAACCAACCUCAGUAGUAUGGGUUGCACUGCUUAGUGCUUGUAGGGUCCAUAAAAAUGUGGAUCUUGCAGAGCAUGCUGCUGCUAAGUUGUCAGAACUGGAAUCUGAUAAUGAUGGGUCUUAUACCCUUAUGUCAAAUAUAUAUGCUAAUGCCAGACGUUGGAAAGAUGUGGCUCAGGUUAGAUCUCUUAUGAAACAUUCUGGCAUAAGGAAGAGACCUGGAUGUAGUUGGGUUCAAGGAAAGAAGGAGACUGUUACAUUUUUUGUGGGAGACAGAUCUCAUCCAAUGUCUGAAAAGAUAUACAAUCUCCUAGAAGACCUGAUUCACCGUAUCAAGGCAAUGGGCUAUAUUCCGGAGACAAGUUUUGCACUUCAUGAUGUAGAUGAUGAAGAGAAAGGCGAUCUACUUGUUGAACAUAGUGAAAAGCUGGCCCUUGCUUAUGGCAUUCUCACGUCAGCUCCUGGAGUGCCUAUUAGAAUAACCAAGAAUCUGCGAGUAUGUGGGGACUGUCAUACUGCAAUGACAUACAUCUCCAAGAUUAUUGAACAUGAAAUAAUAUUGAGGGACUCAAGUCGCUUCCAUCAUAUCAAGAAUGGAUCUUGCUCUUGUAGAGGGUUUUGGUAGAGAGUUUUGUUCUAGUGGAACAAGUUCUGUGGGCAUAUCUAUCAAAUAUUCUUAGCGAAAGAUGAAAUAUACAGGCAAAAAAUGACUGAGGCAUUGACUACAGGGGCACAGGCUGUUGCUUACGUCGGUGAAUGCUGGUGAUAGCUAUGAGCUACAUUCUGGUUAUGUAUUCUCUUUGAGGUGCGGAAAGAAAAUCACUAAUGUGAAGCAUAAGAAGUGUAACUUGAAGCAUAGGUUGCUUGAAAAGAGAACUUUUAAGUUUAAGGACUCAAGGAAUCUCUUGUUAGAGUUGGGAUUAAUUUAAGCAUGUCACUAGCCAGGUCAUCCAAUCCUGACCUUGGUUCAGUUUCCACACGGCUGACAUCAGGGCAAAUGAUUCAUUUGGAAAAGAUCCGAUACCAAGUGACAGCGAACUAGCUGGUCGGUGUGAAUGAUAAAGUGGUUAACUAAGUCUUUUUGGAACGCCACACCACACCAGAUAUCUGAUCAAAGAAGGUACCUUUCUGAAGCUCAAAGAAGCACCUUUUCUGAAGCACCAAAAAGAAAAGAAAAAAAAAAGAAAAAAACCAAUUUGAAGCUUUUAUGAAGCACAUAGGCAUGAAGGUGCAGUGUGUUAUAGAAAAAAUCUGAAAAUUCGAAACACGCACACACACACCCCGAGACAUAUGCACUUGCACGUGAACACAAAAGUGAAUAAAGAUGAUUCUUCAGGGUGUUUAGCAAAGAUCUUAGCAGCUUCAAUGUUCAUGUGCUGAUUGACAUGGACGAGGAACUAUUUUGUAGUCUGGUCUAUCUUUUUGAAUGCAAAAUCAUAUGGAUAUAUAUUCAUUAUUAGUAUUGCUAUCUCUUACAGCAUGCUCUAAUAAUGAAGAUGUAGACCUAAGCUUUACGCCA